Molecule: messenger RNA, 1743 nt
Organism: Aspergillus affinis
Lineage: Eukaryota; Fungi; Ascomycota; Eurotiomycetes; Eurotiales; Aspergillaceae
Product: cytochrome P450
Exons: 6
Coding region: 1-1743 (580 amino acids)
Molecular function (GO): monooxygenase activity; heme binding; oxidoreductase activity, acting on paired donors, with incorporation or reduction of molecular oxygen
Source: RefSeq, a predicted model, not a curated record
AUGAAGGCAGGCAUUACCGCUGCCCAAAGGAGAAAGUGGGAAAUGACAUGGCUCUUUCGCUACGCAGGCCCAGUGACGUGUCAACGACCCGAGAUCCAACACGCAGAGCAUCAAGCACGUCCGUGUCUGAGGGCUUUUGUCUCACCGCAGCGAGGUCCCCUCUCUUCCAGUGCCAUCUUCUCCCAGACUGCCAUGCGUUCGAAGUUGGCUGCCGCCGUGGCAGCGUCCCUGGUUUUAUAUGGCAUUGCCACAGUUAUCUAUCGCCUCUUCUUCCACCCUUUCUCAAAAUACCCCGGACCUCGAUUGGCGGCCAUCUCGAACUGGUAUACAACAUUCUUCGCCUGGCGCGGGGAUCUGCACCUCCGCGUACGCGACUGGCAUGAUAAAUAUGGCGAUGUCAUGCGAUUCGGACCCAACUCAGUCAGCUUCAAUACCCACACCGGCAUGGGCGCCAUCUACGGCGCGCGCGCCAACGUGCACAAGGCUGAGGGAUACGCCUCAAUGAGCGCCAGCCGGCGCACGCCUAACACUAUCACCGCCGUGGAUAAGACAGUGCACGGCUUUAAACGGCGCAUUAUGGGCCAGGUCUUCUCCGAUCCGGGGCUACGAUCCGUUCAGGACCGCUUCCUGAUGAACAUCCGCGAUUUCACCGCUCUGCUGUGCUACGACGAUCGACCCGGCAGCCUCGACAGCGGCAAAAAUGGCAGUGGUUGGGGGCCAACGAAAGAUAUGGGUCGAAUCUGCGGCUGGCUAGCAUUCGACAUCAUCAGUGGCCUCUGCUAUGAUGAGGAUUUCCGGAUGCUGCACUCGCCCGACCUACGAUGGUUUCCGUCCGUCAUCCAGAAGAUCGGGCAGCGGACCAUGAUGUGCAUCGUGCAGCCCAAGGUGUUUGACUGGAAGAUCGACCGCGUGUUGAUGGCGACACAAUAUCGCGAGAUGCUAGAGGCCGGCAGUUGGAUUCGGCGGCGCGCAGAGACUCGGGCGCGCCUGGGCAACGACAUCGAGCAGAUAGACCUAUUCUACAAGAUGAUGAACGCGACGGAUCCGAAGACAGGCCAGAACUUUACCCAGAAAGAUUUGUGGCUGGAGUCGAUGCUUUUGCUGACGGCCGGCUCUGACACCACUUCAACGGCCAUGAGUGCCGUUUUUUUCUAUCUAACUCACCAUCCGGACGUGAGGGCGCGACUGACGCAGGAAGUACGUACCACCUUCACCAACGAGGAGGAGAUUUGCAUGGGGCCGCAACUGAACGGUUGCGAGUUUUUGCGCGCCUGCGUGAAUGAGACCAUGCGACUCAUCCCAUCAGUCUCGGGAGUGCCGCCUCGCAAGGUGCAGGCCGGUGGCAUCACUGUGGACGGCGAGUAUAUCCCGGCCGGAAUGACGGUGGGCACCUCCAUCUACACCAUUCAGCGCAAUCCGCACUACUUCUUUGCACCGGACGAAUUUCAUCCAGAGCGCUGGAUUAUAGACGUGGAUGCCGGCAUCGACGAGGAAAGCGUUAAGACGGUCUGGCAAGCCUUCUGUCCUUUUGGCAUCGGCUCACGCUCCUGUGUUGGCUGGCGUCUGGCCUGGGUCGAGCUUAAUGUUGCCGUAGCGCGUACUAUCUUUCUCUACGACAUGCGCCUGGCACCUGAUGCGCCCUGCUGCGGCGGGAGUCUGGCCGGAUGUGGCUACGGCUUCAAGGGGUGGAUGACCUCUGCCGUUGAAGGGCCAUUGGCGCAGUUCCGGCCGCGUCAGUCUUGA